Protomyces lactucae-debilis is the source of this 1210-nucleotide messenger RNA. Its product is annotated as acyltransferase-domain-containing protein. Bases 110 to 1153 code for a protein of 347 amino acids. Gene Ontology annotation, cellular component: mitochondrial membrane. Gene Ontology annotation, biological process: cardiolipin acyl-chain remodeling; inner mitochondrial membrane organization. The transcript is spliced from 5 exons. Lineage: Eukaryota; Fungi; Ascomycota; Taphrinomycetes; Taphrinales; Protomycetaceae. The record is from RefSeq and is a predicted model, not a curated record. Gene Ontology annotation, molecular function: 1-acylglycerophosphocholine O-acyltransferase activity.
CGGAAACCCAGACAACACCGCUCCUUUUCGCUGUCUCACUUGUACGUAUACUCGCUCUCAUACCCUGAUUCUGCAUUGCUCCUAUAAAGCUAUUGGAUAUUGAAGCUUCAUGAAAAAUUCCUGGGAGGUCAUCCCGGCACGCCAAGCUCAGCGAUGUGUUCAGCUCAAGGGCUCUGUUGCAUGGAAAGCUGCGAGUGUUGUAACGCUUGGUACGGUUGGGAUGCUCUCGAAAGCUUUUCUCUACGGCACACAAUCGGUCACGACACAUGGCCGAGAGGCAUUUGUCAAGAUGCUUCAGACUCGUAAACGGCCAGUCAUCUCUGUCUGUAAUCACAUCAGCGUAAUGGAUGAGCCGCUCCUGUGGGGCGUGAUGCCCGCCAAAACGCUCUUCAAUCCGACGCAUGUGCGCUGGUCGAUGGGCAGUGCUGACAUUUGUUUCACCAACAAGGUCCUAUCUACCUUCUUCUCCUCUGGGCAGACAUUGGCCACAUACAGGCACGGCGCAGGCAUGUUCCAGCCAGCUCUCGAUGAUGCCAUCACCCUUUUGAGCCAAUCGAAUGCGUGGCUGCAUGUCUUCCCAGAAGGACGCAUACGACAGUCCAAAGACUACUCAAUGCGAUACUUCAAGUGGGGCAUUUCUCGAAUUGUCCUUGAGACGGCCAUGCUCGGCGAGCUACCCAUCAUUGUCCCCUUCUUCAUUGAAGGCUUCGAUCAAGUCAUGCACGAGAGUAGAGAAUGGCCACGGUUCUUGCCUCGUGUCGGUAAGAAGAUUACAGUCACCUUUGGCGAACCCAUCGACGAUGCCAUCAUCCAGCCAUAUGUCGACAAGUGGCAACAGAUGGUGGCAGAAGCGCGGCAAAUAUUUCCGGACAAUGAGGAUGACCCUCGAUUGGUGCCUUUUGCGCUGAAUCACUCACAAGCAGCGAAAGACAUCCGGCGUGAGUUGGCAAAGGAGCUACGUGAUGCUGUCUCCAAGCUGCGACUCCAAGCAGGGUAUCCGGCAGAGAAUCCACAUGCACACGAUGCACGGUAUUAUUUGUCGGAUGAAGGCUACGAGUAUGAUGUUGUGCAAGGUGGUGUCCCGCGUCCGGCCAUCUUCAAGAAGAAGGAUGCUGGCGGCGAGGAUGUCAUUGAGAAGGACACAUUCACGUAGAUGCUCUUGUGUGCAAAGUAAAAAUGCCAUACAUAUACAGGACUUUGGGAGAGGUCG